GCAGAUCUCCUAUCGAAUCAUGUUGAUGCAGUAUGAACCCUUGGAUGCAUUUCUAUCUAUUACUAUUCUGGUGCUACUAUAUGCUCAAUACUAGGCUUGCCAUUCUAUUCCAUCUAAUUGCCUUUGCCCGUCCAAUACAUUAAUUCUAGCAGUGCCCAGUUGUUUCUCUGUUGCUUCUCAAAUUGUUUCUUACAUCUUUUUACCUUCCAAUGUUGCCGGAGUCCCCCGCCUACGUUCAAUGAACAAAAAUAAAGUCUGGAUUCGGCUUCGAUCUCCACAAUUCAUUCUAACAUCACAUCAUACAAAUCGUGAUACUCGUAUGAUAACGAAGAUGAACCGGUACUGAGGCUUGAAAGUUUGGAAACGUCUUCUUACCACAUGGUCAUUCCGAGAAAUUGAUACUUUUCAAAUUUUAUAUCAAAAUUGUGAGGAUUCACCCCCCUCUACCAUUCUAUUUAAAGGUCCAUACCCCAAAUACUACCAACAUUUCUACGUCACAACCAGAUCAUAAAGAUAUCAAACAAUCACCAAAUCGAACACGUUAUUUGACUUCAAGGAUACCUAAUCCUUUACAUCGUCCAUAUUAUCAAAUACCUUACUCACAAUCACUUCCUUUGUCGGGCUUUGUAUUAACAACCUCGGCAUUCCCUUAACAACAUAGCCUCCGAUAUAUUCUUUCAGAGCUCCAGUUAACUAUAAUAACUAUCAAGGUGUAAGUUUCGACUUACUUCAAACUUCAAACUGGUAUCAUCAAUCUCCCCAAUGGCAAGUGUUAUUUGCCAGAAGCCUGCCGUCGAUUACUUCUCAUUGUCACGGCAGCAAACUGAACAGAGUACUUCCCCAUUUAAUUGGGAUAGUGAGCCUGCACUCGUCAACAACUCAGACUCUUGUGACUCCAUUCUUCCAUCACCAACCUCAUCCGACCCGAUUUUUUCCAAACCUUCUUACAUACUCCCAAAAGAAGAACCAUUCCAAAAUACCAACCGCAAGUCAUCCACAGGUCAAGCAUUUGACUUUGGUACCUUCGAGGAUUGGAUGCGUUGGGACGACCCAAGUGAAGCAGCCUUGUCACCUACGUCAGAUUUCUUCCCAGAACUCAAAAUUGAGCCUCUCUCGCCUAAUAUGAGCGGUCUCGAGCUCUCCCGCAAUCUUUCUAGCAUCGACGAAGCAGCAGUAUUCGGUGACGAUAAUUUAGUCGACGCAGGAGAACAACUGUUUCAACCCACACCAAGCAAUCUCAUGAAUUCGCCGAUGAUCGAUAUUCCAUCUAGGGAUGGUUUAUACUCCACUCCUCUAUCCUGGGCACGACCCCAAAUGAACUCAAAUAUUAACCUCCGUCGCGCACAAACCAUCCCCAAUCUUCAGCAGCAGCCUAUACUCUAUAACCGUACUCUCACCCCCCAAGAAGAAAUUCAACUUCGCGCUAUUGCUAUGCCUCAACAAACUCAAAACACCUCUGCAUAUCCCACUUCUCCUACCUCAUCCAGAAGUUCGCCAUCGCAUUCUCCAAUCUCCAGACCCACACGCCAGUCAAUGUCAAAUUCAAAUCAUUCUAAUAACUUGAAACGCAAAUCAUCAGCUUGUUCUUCAGAUUCAAAUUCCGACGGUGAAGAUGAGGUACCCGCCCGUCAUCCACCCAUCAAGAAGACCGCCCAUAACAUGAUCGAGAAGCGAUACCGAACGAACUUGAAUGAUAAGAUUGCUCUACUAAGGGACAGUGUACCUAGUUUGAGAGUAAUGACCAGAAAAUGUUCGAGGGGACAGGAAGAUGGCGAUGAGCAUAUUAAUGGGGAUGAUGAGGAGGAAGAUUUGCAAGGUUUAACACCAGCACAUAAAUUAAAUAAGGCAACUGUAUUAUCUAAAGCAACAGAAUACAUCAACCACCUCGAGAAACGCAACAAAUACCUUCAAAAAGAAAACGCAGCUCUCAAAUCCCGCAUCGAAGCCUUUGAAAUGUUGGUCAUGUCCAGUCAGUCCCAAAAUGGGGGCCCGCAACAAACCAACGGAAUGCAGAGAGGGAGAUAUGGAUCGUGAGCGCUAGUGUGGGGCUCGUAGAUUAUGAGUGCUGCGAGUUCUACAAGUUGAAGUUGGAGGGGGUAAUGGAAACUUGGAAGGAGCAAGAAUUGUAAAAGAACGAAUGGUGUCUGGAGCGGUUUUUUCCAGGAAAAAAAAUCGAAAAUUUCAUGAUACUUUGGAACAGGCGUUAUGGAAUAAUGAUGAAAAGGGAAAGGAAUGGAUGGGUUAAGCGCAACAGCAGAAGGAUACCUGGGAAUUUCUACAAAAUUUUCAGAAAUUUCAGUACAGUUGUUUGUUCGCUGGAAAUUUUGAUGAAGAAAAAUCAAAAUAAAAUCUAAAUUAGAUUCUCAAGCAUAUUUUCUCUCUCCGCA
Messenger RNA from Botrytis sinoallii, 2387 nucleotides. RefSeq lists its product as uncharacterized. The transcript is spliced from 3 exons. The record is from RefSeq and is a predicted model, not a curated record. Lineage: Eukaryota; Fungi; Ascomycota; Leotiomycetes; Helotiales; Sclerotiniaceae. The coding region runs from base 763 to 2034 and encodes 423 amino acids. Gene Ontology annotation, molecular function: protein dimerization activity.